AUGCCAAAAGAAGACCGUUCAAGUUUUAUUCUUCAAGGUUUCGAACCAUCCGCUGUUCGACUUAAACGUAAUAUCGUUGAAUGGAAAGAAUCAACAAAUAAUUCCAAAGAACAGUUCAAUCAUCAAAUAUUGUUAUCAAAUGAAAAUUUUGUUCUUGGUAUUCCUCGUCUACGUCAAAUUCGUGUUGAUGAUACUCAUUGUCAGAUCAUUAAAGAUCUUAGCGUGCGACCAAUUAGGUGUUAUGCACCUUAUCAUAAAUCUAAAGAAUAUCGAGAUAAAUUCAUCACAGUUACAGGCUUUCAGUAUGAAUAUACAUCACCAAAGAUAACAGCUGCAUUAGAAUUAUUGAACGCCUAUGGACCUUAUGAUACUGGUGGUUUUAUUUAUCAUUUUCGUCCAACGAAAGAUUUAAAUGAUAAAGCAAUUAUAAAUUUGAAAAAAAGUGCUUGGUUAGAUUUAAGUACACGAGCAAUUUUUAUUGAAUUAAUCUAUUUCAAUCCAAAUAUUGAAUUACUUACAUCAAUUAAUAUUCUUUUUGAAUUUCUUACAACUGGUACAGUUCAAGUACGAGAUUUCUUCUACACCGUUCCAAUCAAUAGUUUUUUCUUCGGUCGAAAGAAAUUAUUAGGCAUAUUUCAAAUAUUAUUUAAUCUAUUCUAUAUUAUAUUUGCUUUUUAUUAUGUUGGUAAAAUAGCUGAACAUCGUUUAUGGUUUAUUAUGUCAUCUUUUUGGAAUCUUUAUGAUCUUGGUCUACUUAUUCUAUUUACUAUUUCAUUCUACUUUGACAUUAAAUUUCUUAUGUAUAUUUCACAAACUUUAAAAUGUUUUUCGAUACCGAAAAAUGACAUUUUCAAAGAAUUGAUUUAUUUCAUUGAAACACAAAUCAAUCGUAUCGAUUUACAAGCAUAUAUAGCAGCAGCUGUUCUCAUUCGUCUACUUCGUUACUUGCCUCAUUUUUCGAAUUUAAUAGCAAACUUACUCGAUGUCUUCUACAAAUCAAUUAAAAACUCACUUGGUUUUCUUUUUCUAUUUUUUCUUAUAUUUAUGUCAUUUGUGAUUUUUGCAACAUUCCAUUAUGGCGAUGAAUUAUAUGAAUUUCAUACUUUUGCUUUAACAUCUUACACACUUAUUCGUUGUACACUCGGUCAAUUUGAAUAUGAUCGUGCCUAUCGUGUUUCACCAACAUGGACUCCUAUUUUUUAUAUGGUAUAUGUAUGUGUUGUAUUUUUUGUUUUACUCAAUUUAUUAGUUGCAGUUGUGAACGAAGCAUAUGUUUUGGGUAAACAAGAACAAAAGCAAAUUGAAGAUGAUCUUCAAGAAGAAUAUAUUCAUGGAUCAAAUAAUGAAGGAUUAAAUGCUUUUCGUCGUUCUAGACGUCCAUUACUUCAAGCUGCAUUUAUUCGACAAAUAAAUCGUUUUCUUAAUUUUUUUUUAAACAAAUCUAUUGAUCUUAAUGAUAAUACUGAAAUACGAACAGAUGAUCAAGAUGAUGAAAUAUCAUUAGACGAAAAACAAACUAUUAUUGUAGAAAAACUACAAAAAACUCUUCUCAAUGAUGGUUAUAAUAAAAAUGUUAUUGAAAAGUUUUUACAGCGUUUAUUACUUAACAAUGAUAAUGAUGAUGAUGAUAAUGAUAUAUUUCUAUUUCAAAUGGAAGAAAAUAAAACGAUUAAAAUACUUUAUGAUGAAUUUAAAAUUUUUAAUAAUCAAUAUGAAAAAUUAGCACAAGAUUGGCAAAAAACAGAUAUGAAUACUCGUGAAAUGAUUCUUGUAAAUACAGUUGAUAUUGAACAAUCAUCAAUAAUGAAACAACAUUUAGAUAGUCUAGAUCAACGUGUAAAAAAAUUUGAAAAUCUCAUUCCUAAAGCACUUGAAAAUAUUGUCGAACUUUAUAUUAAUCGUUUUUCAACAGAUUAA
Molecule: messenger RNA, 1917 nt
Organism: Rotaria sp. Silwood2
Lineage: Eukaryota; Metazoa; Rotifera; Eurotatoria; Philodinida; Philodinidae
Source: the annotation of a GenBank genome assembly